Paramecium sonneborni is the source of this 534-nucleotide messenger RNA. NCBI's taxonomy places the organism in Eukaryota, Ciliophora, Oligohymenophorea, Peniculida, Parameciidae. The record is from the annotation of a GenBank genome assembly.
AUGGAUGAAUACUAAGUUUUUUUUAAAGCAAAACUAAUUGAAUAUCAAAAAAAUAAAGUGGAAAUCUCAAGGGAAGAAAUGAUGAUAGAAAUAUCAGGAAUGUGGGAGCAAUAUAAAAAUGAAAAGGAUACAAAAAAUAUUGAUGGAAAUGAGUAAUUAUAUUUUCAAAUCUUUGAUUUUCUUCUUACUCGUAAACAAAAAGAAUAUGAAAGACAAUAAUUGGAUUCAAUUAAUCAUAUGGCAUCUCAACCGAUCAAUUAGAGAAAAAAAAAAAUUCAAGCGCCAACAAUUCAAAUUUCAUAUUGUGCAAGCGAACCUAAAUUUAUAAUUGAAGCUAGAACCUUAGCUAUGAAUAUACUCAAAGAAUUCAAAGUUAAUAUUGUCAAAAGUCAAAUACAUCAUUCAUCAUAAAAUAUUUCUGUAGUUUUAUAUUAAGAAAUAAAAAAUAUAGAAAUAUGGUCUUAUUUAAGAGAUGGACCUUUAGAUUAUUCAAAAAUAUCAAAUUUAAUUUCAAGACAUCUUUAAAAAUAGUGA